AUCGGACACGGACGGAAAGGAUGCUGCCGGAAAUAAUAAUAAUAACAAUAAUCGGACAGAAAAUUCUUUUACCGGGACAGCUUCCCGCUUCCCCGGAACCGACUUGGAUAUCAAGGAAGGUACUGAAUGCCCUCAUUUUCUCACCUUUUCAAAAUCCCCCUAAGAACUUGGAAACAACUGCGAGAAUUCUCCGUUGGUCCUUGCCUGCGGAAACUGGGAGAAUGUUGAGGCCAAUCGCAAAUUGGACGAUGGUGAGAGCUAAAGCCGCAGUGCCGGUUUCUGCGAUGUCGUGCCAUACGUUCCACUGUCGGUUUCUUUCAUCAACUCUACCGUCGACCCGCUUCGUUUCUGGAAGUGCUGCUGAUGUUGCCGAUGUUUCUGAAGAGGACGAGGUUCUGGUUUACUCCAACCCACCAGCAUCUUCUACCGUAAAGCCGGUUUUGCCCGAUAUUCUUCAGCCGGGUGUCGUCGUGUAUGAUGGGGUCUGCCAUCUUUGCCACCGAGCCUUUUCAUUUCACAGGGUGAAGUGGUUCAUCGGAGUGGAUAAAUACAGGCACAUCAAGUUUUGUUGCCUUCAGUCAAAAGUAGCUGAGCCAUAUCUGAAAGUUAGCGGUCUUGAUAGGGAGGAUGUUCUGCGCCGUUUUCUGUUAGUUGAAGGCCCUGGUCUCUAUCACCAAGGAUCAACUGCUACAUUGCGAGCGCUGUCAUACUUGCCAUUCCCCUACUCUUCUUUAAGCACGUUCUUGACAAUCCCAACUCCACUUAGGGAUGCUGUCUAUGAUUACGUGGCUAAGCGACGUUAUGGUUGGUUUGGCAAGGCUGAAGAUUGCUUGGUUUUGCAAGAGAAAGAGCUCCUGGAACGUUUCAUUGAUAGGGAAGAGAUGUGAUGGAUGGUUCAGGUUUCUAGUGUAGCAUGAAAUACAAUCACGCACUUUUCCAUGCCUCAGAUAUCUGAUUACCUUGUUUCUUAAUAGGAUUUUGAAUAUUGUAAAGGCUAACCAACCAAUGGGUAUACACCUUCCAUUACACCGUACAAAACACCAAUAAACAUACCAACCGUGA
Rubroshorea leprosula is the source of this 1062-nucleotide messenger RNA. The record is from the annotation of a GenBank genome assembly. Lineage: Eukaryota; Viridiplantae; Streptophyta; Magnoliopsida; Malvales; Dipterocarpaceae.